AUGAAAAUAAUUCAGAGGUAUCGUCGUGCGAUUCUGGCACCUGUAUCGAUCGUGAUAUUAUUAUGCGGUUGUACCGAUCUCGUGUCAUCUCGAUCGCCACGUUUUGCCGAACAUCCAAAAAAUGAUACCGACUUCGUGUCCGUUGACUGUGAACGUGUCAAGCCGUUUUUCGAGAGCAAGAAUAUCACGAUCUUGGUUGAUAGGAAGCAAGCUACAGCAGAAGACAUCGCAAAAACAACUUGUAACGGCAUGUGCUGCAACCGGGACACCGAAGAACAGUUAAGACAUCAAGCCAGGGCAGAUUUUCACGACUUGAUCCAUCAUCAUAGCAGAAGUUUGCAAGGCCUUUUGGCGACGACCGCGGAUGCGUUAAGGGAAACGGUGACGAUGCUCGCGAGACAGUCGGAGAACAAAACUUUAACCCUGUUCGACCAAGUGUAUCGGACGAUGGCGGUGUCGAGCAGGCCCUCGAUAAAAGCUCUGUAUCAGGCGAUGGUCGAUUACGUGUCACCGAGCAACACGCCGGACAGUUUGCAGCAGCCGCUGACAAGGGACAUGCUUCAAGAAAGGUUCAUCGAGUUCUUCGCCAAAUUGUUCCCGAUCGCGUAUCACGGUGCUGUGAACCCUCGCCAAUACGAGCAAGAUUUCACGGAGAAAUUUAAGACGUGCCUGUACGAGACGAUGGAACAGAUCCAGCCGUUCGGCGACAUACCGAUCCAGGUCUCGAAAUCGGUGAGCAAAAGCCUGGAGGCGACCCGGGUCCUGGUCCAGGCGUUGACUCUCGGCAAAACGGUGCUGGACAGGACCGACAGCGUGCUGUUUUCCGGCACAAGCCCCCAGCAGGAGGCCUGCUACGCCGCACUGCUCAGGAUGACCUAUUGUCCAAGGUGCAAGGGCAUCGGUCCCUCCGUCAGGCCCUGCAGUGGAUUCUGCACCAAUGUCAUGAGAGGUUGCCUGACGCAGCCAGCAUCCGAGCUGGACCUGGCUUGGUCCGGGUACGUGGAAACAGUGGAGAGGCUCGUAGUGGCGGUCGACGGUCGUAACGAUCCGUUGGGCCUGAAUGCCGAGAGGGCUGUCAGACAAUUGGACACCCGCAUUUCGGACGCCAUUAUGCACGCAAUGACGGACGGACCGGCGCUCGAGGAAAAGGUGAGGAAGGUGUGCGGCCGCUCGGAGCUGGAGCCGUCGUCGUCGAGCGAGAGGAGCGUCGCGGAUGCAGCCGGGAAGUCGUCGUCGUCGAUCGAGACGCACGCAGCUGCCGCUGCGCCCAGCCGGACCUUGCCGUCCCAGUUGCACGUGCAGCUCGGCAACUUCCUGGCCAGCGUGGUCAGGUCUCGCACCUUCUACGGCACCCUGGCCGACACGAUCUGCGAGGAGUAUCCGGACAAACGGUGCUGGAACGGCGAACGAGUCGGGGAAUACACGAAGACAGUGGCGGACUCGAGUUUGACGGCGCAGAGGUACAACCCGGAGUUCACCGUGACGACGAUGUCGCCGACGACGGCUUCCUACGGCAACGCGAACACCAGCGUGCUCAUUGAUCAAUUGAGGCACAUUAAUCAGAUAUUGCAGUCUCAGUUGGCGUCUGCGCCCGACAGCGGAACGUUGCUCGGUGACGAGGCUUUGGAUGGUUCUGGUAGCGGCGAUCGGCCUAUAUGGAAUAAGAAAAACAAAGACGAGGACAUCGAUAACGACGACGAGGACGUGCGCGGUUAUGACCACGACGACGAGGAGGCGUCUGGAUCCGGAAUGGGACCCACCACACCUGAUCCGAUGCUGAAGACAAAUCACGAGAAUCCAGCGACGGCCGGCGCUGGAUCGAGCAUCAUCCUGCUUUCGUCCAUCGUUUCGAUGGCGAUUAUUGGCUGUUGUGCACCGUUGUUGAUCGCUUAAGUUGCGGAGCGUGGAUGUGGAAAGAAGGGAACGAUUCGUUUCUCGAUUCGUAGCCGCGAUCUAGGAUAACACGUAGAGAAAGAGAGAGAGAGAGAAAGAGAGAGAGAAAGAGAGAGAGAGAGCGAUUUUUGGUGCCCGCGUCGGGGAAUAGGAUGAUCCUACUCGACACGAGGGAUGGAUCGAUCCGAUUCCGAAAUCUUACGAAAUCUGCUUUAUAGUUUAUAUAUAUAUAUAUAUCGUGCCGCCUGACCGGGACAAAGCGAGCUGCAAGCAAAAUUGUCCGGGAACUAUAUAACGGGGGAUUAAUCUGUUUCGUUGUUCGUGACUCGAAGAAUCGAAUGCGUGCCGAUCGAUCGAUCGAUCGAUCGAUAUGUACGAUCGAUCGAGCGAACGAGCGAACGAAUCAAGACUGUGUUUUUUUAUUCCAAGUUUGAGAGGGAGAGAGAGAAAGAGAGAGAAAGAGAGAGAGAGUGAGAGUGAGAAAGAAAGAGAGAAAGAGAGAGAGAGAGAGAGUGAUCCAUUUUUGGACGAUCGAGCAUACGACGAAGAUAUUUUUUCCCAGAGGAUCGUUAAACGCAUAGAGAAAAAGGAACCGCUGCUACUUACGUUCUCUUGGUAGCCUAAUGUGGUAUUGAAUAGCCGGAAGCGAAAGUGCACGAUGGAUCGCGUCCUGUGUUCGAACGAUCGAGAAUGAAAAAUUGGGGAGAAGAACUCGAAGGAACAAUGAGGACGUCGCGCGUCUUGUCGCUUGCAAAGUGGAGGAUACGGAAGAAGGGAAGAAUUGUAAUUUAGUUAGUGUAGAGCGAAAAAUUCUGUGUCUGGAGGGAAUUGAAAAAAAUUCGAUCGAGAAUGCCGAUGCGAAAAAUAUACGCGGAGAUUAUUAUAUCCAUAUUCCUGUUUUACGAUAGCCAUUCUCGACGAGAAAAUUAUUAUUAUUAUUAUUAUUAUUAUUAUAAUUAUUAUUAUUAUUAUUAUUAUUAUAAUUAUUAUUAUUAUUAUUAUAAUUAUUAUAAUUAUUAUUAUUAUUAUUAUUAUUAUUACGCUGCGAAAAAGCCGAGCAGCGCUAUUUUGUUUUGUUUCUCGCGGCGAGAAAGAAGUUGACCCGUUUUGUAUACUAAAUUGGAGGGGAUAAUCCACGCACAAGGGACAUUACGGCCUGUGGAAAAUCGGAUUUGAACGGAGAGGAAGGAAAGAUGGAAAAAGAAUAGUAAUUUUACGAUAGACAGAGAGAGAUUAAUUACCUUGUACUUUUUUAUUUAUGCGACAUCAUAGUGAAAAUCAUGUUUAAAAAAAAUUAAAAGCGAAUUGAGCGAAAUACGAGGUAAAUAUAAACAUACGUUUAAUUCGCAUAAUUCUAUGAGAAACAAUUAUACGAGAAAAUUAUAUUCAACAUAGAGAGAGAGAGAGAGAGAGAGAGAGAGUGAAGACACACAGAGACGAGAAUCUGGAAAAAUAUUUCUUUCUCGCCAUAAUAUCGAAAAAUGAUGAAAACUACAAAAACGAUAUUUAUACUAUACUAUACUGCGAAACAGGAUCAAAGAUAUAUCCUUUCCUUUCUGAAAGUACGACGAUUCUAAGAGCAGCAGCAUCAGCAGCAGCAGCAGCAACGAACAGCAAUAAUAAGUAAACGCCGCGAAGAGAUUUCUCGCUUUUAGCGAUUCCAAGUGUAUGGUUUCGCGACGAGCGAAGCCUUAAAAAAAAAAAAAGAAAAAAGAAAAAAAAAACAACCGUGACUUCGAUCCUUGUGCCUCGCGUUUUGCACUGUUCUUCGUCACGCACGAAUUGCCUCUCGUUCGCGGUGACGCUUUUUUUGUCGCCGAUGCCGAUACACGAACUAUAAUGACGGGUUUAAAAUUAUUCUCGUCCAGUGAUAUCGCGUGUGCAUGCCAUAUAAACGAAGCUAACUGCCAAAAUGCCAGUUGCGCGACCAAAGGUGUUUUUCUUCUCGCUUCGAACGAGGUCGCCACUUUACUUUCGGACAUAUAUACGAUCGAAUACUUCUUUCGUUCUCGAUCCAAACAAUCGUUACAUCGUCCAAGGAUAGUUUCCACGCGAAUCUGAAGAAGGAAGAAUUCGCAAGAUGGAUUUUUCUUUUCUUUUCUUUUUUUUUUUUUUUAAUCAUACGCUGUGAACGAUUCGAUCGGACGAAAUUUGUGUAUGCGAGAUUGGAUGGUUCGAGAGAAUCAAGAACUCGUUCUUGGACGUCUAAUCGUUGAAAGGAGAUAUGACGAACGGUGUUUCGAAAUCAAAUUCCUGGGAAACUUUCGGUUUCUCGUAUUCGAUGUAACGUAAAGACGAUCGAUUCGACGGUACUGCUACUCGAGAAAGCGAAGAGGUUAGGUUUGUAGUCGGGAGUUGUAUACGUGCCAUAAUUUUUUAUCGUGUCAUCGUUCGGAUCAUUGACCAACCGUUUUUUUUUUUUCGAAAUUUCAUUCAAUACCUUGUUUGGUAUUUAGAGUGUUUUCAAGUGCCAAAAAAAGAAAAAAAGCAAAAGAAAAAUCGCGUCAACGUUUUAGACGUCUAAGCUUCGAAGCGGAUUUAGAUUUUGGCGGUUUGCUUUUCGAUUAAAAAAAAAAAUACGACUUACGGCGAGCGUCGAGAAAGUAUUCGUGCGUCAAUUAAUUGCAAAGUGAAAUUGUCGAUUAUUUUUAAUAUUUUUACGUUUGUUAAAUUAAAAUUAUCGUAUUUCCCAAAUCGAUAUUCGUCCUUCACCCUUUUUCUUUCGCGUUUAAUAAACGUGCGAUCGGUAGGCGUAUUUCACGCGUGAUUAAUUAUUGCACGAAUUAUUUUUCUAGGCCUGGCUGCCGUGGUAGACUAUAGUGUGUAACAAAGUGUGUAGGAAGAGCAAUGGAGACGGGAAUCUGUCGGUGUAACCUCGUAUGCGUCUCGUAUACGGCCACACUGAUUUUGUACAUUUGAUUUCUCGGAUCUUUGAGGGUUAGUGCCUUUUUCCAAUAUCCCUGGCCGUGACGUCGUGUCAUCAUCUCACGCCCGACAGAAGGAAACAAGAAGAGAGCCAAAUCGUCGAUAUAAAAAAAAAAAAAAAAAAAAAAAAACUGUACAGGGCAUUUCAUUCUGCUGAGAAGAAAAAGCGACCAGUGUGAGCGCGUGUGAGCGACUUUCUUCUUUCCCUCCUUUUUCCUAAUUUUUGUAACGCCUCUCUCUCGUAAAAGAAAUCGAAUUAAACCUCGUGGCGAUCUAUUUUGAAGAGACGACAAACGAAACGACAAACAUUUUUGAAAUUUCUAAUAGAUAUCGAGUAAUUUUGUCCCUUUGGACAAAGUCCAGACUGUAUUUCUAUAUUCUUUUAAACAAGCAGACUUUUGGAAAGUUUUUUUUUCUCUCUUAAUUCUGUAAUAAUUCUUAAUUAAUUAGAAUUAAUUAUAAAAGCGCUAAGAAACUAGUCCAUCAGGGCAAAUAAAAUUAGUUGAUUUUUA
Molecule: messenger RNA, 5330 nt
Organism: Apis cerana (Asiatic honeybee)
Lineage: Eukaryota; Metazoa; Arthropoda; Insecta; Hymenoptera; Apidae
Gene: dally
Product: division abnormally delayed protein
Biological process (GO): regulation of protein localization to membrane; cell migration; positive regulation of canonical Wnt signaling pathway
Cellular component (GO): extracellular region; cell surface; plasma membrane
Source: RefSeq, a predicted model, not a curated record